GUGGAGCCAAACCUGCUUGGACACAUUUAGUAAAUAAAUAGACACGGAGCACAAUUCAGUUCAUGAACGAGUCAUAUCGAUCAUGUAACGGUGUCUGAGGAAACUAGAAGUAUUGUGUGUAUUCAUGGUUAACAUGAGUCAAACGACUCCUUGGAUACUUCCACAAAAUGAAGGGCUUUUACCUUGUCGAGCCGAUCGUAGCCCUCUAUGCCUUUGCUGCCUUUCUGGUCUACCCUUUGAUACAGCAGUAUGUGUAUAGGCGACUCUGGCAGGAGUUGACCAACACCACCUAUCCACAUGACAACAACACAUCUCGAUGUUCGCAUAAUGACACCAGUAACCAUUCAGCCGACCAUGCGGAGGUGCAGAGGCAGGCUUCUCUCUUCUCCCUCUACACAGAGCUCUUCUCCACCGUACCGUCUCUGGUGGUCACCCUCAUCCUGGUGGCCUACAGCGACCAGAGAGGACGCAAGGUCACCAUCGUCAUGCCUCUGAUCGGCGGCCUCAUCUACAGCCUGUCCUUCCUGACCGUGUCCUACUUUGAGCUCAACAUCUACCUGCUGAUCGGAGCCUCCAUCCUCUCCUCUCUGUUCGGCAGCGUGGGAGCACUAUUGGGCGGUUGCUUCGCGUACAUCGCCGACAUGUGUGACGACGGCAGGCGGAAAACGCUGCGCAUAGCCGGCAUCGACAUGGUGAUCGGUCUGUUGUCGGGCGCCGCCGCUCUCUCCACGGGGUACUUCCUGCGAGCAGUGGGCUUCAACGUGCCCAUCCUCACGGCGGCUCUGUUCCAGGGACUCACGCUGCUUUACGCCGUGUUCCUCCUGGAGGAAUCGGUGAAACGCACGCCGGCCGGCUACGCCGAGCCCCCCGACGGCGGCCCCCCAGCCCCCCCUCGCUGCGCGGCGAUGAGGCGGAUGUUCUUCGGGAUCUAUCGGAUGUUCGCGGCUCUCAGCCGCAGGGACAACGCUCGCCUGGUGCUGCUCAUUCUGAUCCUCGCCACCUUCAACUUCGCCUACAUAGGGGGGGUGUCCUCCGUCACCCUCUAUGAGCUCAACGAGCCGCUGUGCUGGGACGAGAUCCUCAUCGGCUACGGCACCGCGUUGUCCACCACGGUGUUCGUGGGGAGCUUCCUGGGCGUGAUGGCGUUGACGUACUGCGGCGUUCCCCAGCUGGUGAUCGUGGUCGUCGGCCUGCUCUCCGUCAUCUCUGGCUUGACCCUGUUGUCCUUUGCCAAGACCACUCUGGUCAUGUUUCUCGUGAGGAUACCCCUGCUCCUAGCUAUCAUGCCUUUCCCUGUCCUGCGUACCAUGAUGUCAAAGAUUGUCUCCACAUCCGAGCAAGGAGCUCUGUUUGGAUGCGUAGGCUUCAUGGAGAGUCUGAGUUCCAACGUAGCCUCAGCCGUCUUCAGUAGCAUCUACGCCAUCACGGUUGGUUGGUGGCCAGGCUUCAGCUUCCUGCUGGCUGCAGGCCUCUGUCUCAUCCCCGGUGUCCUCAUAGGAGUGGUGGCCCUGCUGAAGGCGGACCCGGCCCAGGAGGGAGAGGGGACUGAAGGGUUGGUCGCAGCGGAGGUGGAGCCAGGCGUGGAUGGCGCUCUACGCUCUUGAGCUGUGCUACGGCCUCGCAACGGGACCCUCGGUAGCACACACACACUGCCGCCUUAAGUUCUCAGGAAGUCAGGGUUCUCUGUUCACGGAAAUGGACAAUAACAGGAGAGCUUUGACGCUGCCCGCACAAAAUGUAGCUCGAAAACAUUCUUGAGUUUUUUUUUUUUUAUAUAUAUCAUGAUUUUGGGAUACAUUAGUUUCAGAUCCUUGUUUUGAAAGAUGCUUUUACCAAAGGAUCCUCGCUUUUUAAAGCGUCACAGCAAUAAAGUUGUGUGGAUGAAUGCAUGCAAUGGAUAGAUUUGUCUACGCAGAUCACGGAUUGACAGAUGCCCUCACAUAUAAUAGGUGAGUAAGAUACAGAAUACAAAUUGUAGAUGAUGAGUUAAGGGGCCACUAGGCGUUACAUGUUGAAGUGUUUAUACAUAUAUAUGUAUAAUAUAUAUGUGUAGAUGUAAGUAUGUGUGUGUAUACUACUGGUAUGCCAGAAAACAGUACACACUAUAGUAUGUGGUAUGCAGGUUUGGAUGCAGCCCACAUGUCUGGGAGUGUAGGAGGUGUCUGGUGGACUGUACCAACUACUAAAAUGGAGUUGCUCGAUCCAUCGUACAUCUGAGUGGGACUCUACCACAUGUGAUCUCACGAAGGGAUAUGUUUUGAAAUGAGGUAGAACAAAUUAAUUCAUCAAUGUUUCAAUUAAUUACUAAAUUACAAAAGUAGUACACUUGAUAAUGUAAACCAAAACAUUAUAUUUCCCCUGGGUGUGUUUGUAUUCAUGACUGCAACUACAUCAUAUUUAAGCAUAGCACAUAGUAACAUAUAAAGGGAAAUUGAGACCAAUCUCAGGAAAGGAAUGGGGUAAAACCCCAGGUCGAAAACUAAAAAAGCACAUUUGUGUUGGAAAUUUGCCUCUUGUUACAUAUAUAUGCAUUUUAUGUAAAUCUGUUUUUAUAAAUAUAUUGAUUGCUAUAGAAUUUAAAUAAAAAUGUAUGAACUAUAACGUUGCAAUAAGAACUGGAAACCUUUUGGUUGAACUGGAAUUAGACUUUUUUUCUGUGUCUGAAAGUUGUGAAAUGGUCCAAUUUUAAAUGUGAUCUUUACACCUGUGUUUGUUAGACAUCGCCUUUCAAGUAAGAACACAAUUUAAAGUCACAAGUUAUGCGUCAAUGGCCAGUCUAUUUGCAAUAGGUAUAUGUCACUUCAAUAUUGACCGCCAGAUGUCACUGUUGGUUAAGGCUUUACAUUUUCACAACGGCACUUCUCUUGUGGGUUGCGACGUUCCCAAAGUUGCAGCAAUACUAAUUCUGGAUGACACAAGGACCAUUUCAGUGGGGUCCAAAACCCCGCCCAUUAACUUGGCUCGUAUAAUGUUUGUAGUAUCAAAGUUUCAACAAAUUGCGAACAAGAUUCCCCCCCUCAAUUUUUUUUAAUGUUUAUACAGUUAUAACAAUAUGGUAACGACAAAUGGAUUACAGUGAUGAUAGUUGCAGGCGUUGUCAACAGUAGGAUGCUUUAAAUUCUCCUUAUUAUAAAAGGUCAAAGUCCUUCAACCAGACACUAUUACGUUAGAACAUUAAACCAGUAAAUACUAUGCAUGCAUCAAGGAACAGUUGAGCAAGUGUUUGAACUAAGGUUAACUCCAAUCGAUCUGUAGUUCCAUGGUCUUCUUAGGGGAGGUAGGCCCAUCCCACAAUUUACCCUAAGAAUCCACUAGGGUAAACAACAUAAUUUAGUGGAGGAAGCGAACAUAGACUAAUCCUACCUCUCAAUAACUUCACAGGAAGCGCUAUGUUUGACAUUCAUUUUGCAUUGCUUUAGUAACAAUGAAUGGUAUAACAAUAUCAGGGGACUUAAUUGGCUUGUUUUCAUCUUACUAAAUGAGUAUAGGCUUCUUUGCUUCAUAGGGUGUUCAGAAUAUACAAACACUCCUCCCUGUGAUAAUAUAACAAUAACAAUAACAAUUAUAUAUAAUAAUAACAAUUGUUAUUAUUAUAUUAUUAUUAUUAUAUUGUUGUGACAGUGGGGAACAAAAAUAAUGUCAAUAAGAGUAUUGAGGAAGUAAAAAUGAUGGUUCAAGUAAAAAUGAUGGUCCGCCACUUGUAUCAGACUCAAUUUUACACCAUGCAUGUUCACCAGCAGUGCGAAUGCCCUACGAUUGUUUGAGGGAUUUCCUAAACUGAAUGUGUGUAUCUAUCACACUAUGUUUAACUUGAAAUCUAAAAGUGUCAAAGUGUGUCCCAAUCCUUUUUCAGUUCUGCAAAUGGAUAUAAUAAAACAUUCAACAAUAGCGUUUUUUUUUUUUUUAUAUCACAAAAGUCUGUACUGGCUUCUAGUUUCCUUUACAUCAGCAUAUCUACCAUGGGUUGGGAACCAAGUUGGGCCCUGACCCAUUGGUGGACGGUGGCAGCCUGACAAUGAGUGUGUGUUUGUUUCAACAGACACAAUUAAAUAGUAUUUGUGUCCACAGACAAAAAAGAUUGAAGAACCCCUAAUUUAAAGGAAUGGGAGGCCAUUUUGGCCAGCUGUUUUAUGCAUCAAUGCACACGCGGCUUUCUACCUGAAAGUGGCUUCACCUUCCAUUCCAGUCCUUUUGCUGCUUUUCUACAUUUAACUUACACUACUUGCACUAUUCGAUUCCGAGUAACUCUUUUUGAGUAUUGAUGCAUAACACAUUAGUUCUUUCUCUAUAAUAAAAGUGUCAUGCUGUGUCAUUGCACCACCCGGUCACACUCCAGCAAAACCCUUGCAUUUUCACAAAGCCUUUCUUGUUUUGUCUUUUAGGUGCUAUUUUUUUAAUAUAAAUUACACAAUGUUAAAGGUAUAUCUAAGGUAUUAUCAACGGCCCACCUGUAUCCUGUAGCCUCUUAGAUCCCUUUUCAUGAAGGCAUGUGGUCAAUGAUUUUAUAGUUACUAUUUAAUAUGAUGUGUAGUAUUUCAAAGGCACGUUAUUUUUCCUUAUUUAUCACUCUUUACCCAAAAAGUUCAAAGGUUGUUUUGCCACUAGCCCUUUGAUAAAUGUUCAGAAAUCCACAUUAUGAAACUAGGUCAAUCGUUUAUGAACUAAUUAUUUUACAUUACAAACAAUGUAUCUUUAUUAUCCCCGAGGGGCAAUUUGAUGCACACCCAGCAGUGGAAAAAAAAGCAGCAAACUCAUAACGUCUACUAUACUCAACGAAGUUCGGUUAUUUUACAGCCCACUAUGUUAUUGUGUUAUAUUAACAAUACAUAUGUUUAGUGAGAGCUUAUAAGCAGGUAUUCAUGAACUCAAGAUUGGAUUUGCGGUGAGCCACCCAACCCUAUCACCCGCAGUGAAGAAGUUUUAAACUGGCCGUAACGAGUCGCCAUCAUUGCGUAAUUACGUAUUGGUUGGUUUCAUUGAUGCUUCCAUUCAAACUUUUAAUUUACCAAGGGUUGCGUUUCCAGAUAUUUCAUCUACAUAAUGAUAUGUAACUUCCAGUGGGCGCUUGUCAUGCGAUUUCCGUUUAGAGUCCCCUACCAUGGAUGUCUACCAUAGGAAGGUCCCUCCCUCACAGUUAAAACAUCUCCAUCGCUGCAAUGUUACUGUAAUCUACCAAUUGCACACCGCAUGGGCUCGGCGACGGGUGCAGGCAUAGCCUGAAUUCACCGGUAUGUCUGUGGAUGAAAAGUUACACAUUAGGCAUCAGUUUGGGUGGCUGUGCUUGCUCUGCGUCUGUGGAAGUAGCGCUGCAUAGCGUCUGACUGCCGG
This is a messenger RNA of Gadus chalcogrammus (walleye pollock), 5328 nucleotides long. Its product is annotated as solute carrier family 46 member 3. The record is from RefSeq and is a predicted model, not a curated record. The transcript is spliced from 6 exons. Gene Ontology annotation, molecular function: transmembrane transporter activity. NCBI's taxonomy places the organism in Eukaryota, Metazoa, Chordata, Actinopteri, Gadiformes, Gadidae. Gene Ontology annotation, cellular component: lysosomal membrane. The coding region runs from base 168 to 1604 and encodes 478 amino acids. Gene Ontology annotation, biological process: vacuolar transmembrane transport.